AUGCCGCCCCCGGACUCCAUGAAACGUCGCACGUCGAUGACACGCAUCCGCAAGCUGUCAAACUCGAUCAUAAAUGCCAUCCGCCCAUCAUCCUCCCAAACGGCGGAGCAGCCGAGGCUGACGCGUAGGAUCUCGGUCAAUGACAUCAGCAAGCCCCUGCAGCUCGGGCAGUAUUCGGCGGACCACUUCAUCGCUGCCAAUGCUAGCCACACCGCGCCGCGUCCCCGUCGGCCAGCGCGACCAAGCAUGGACGGACGUCCACAAGCAAUCUACAGUCCCCAGGCCGGAGAGCAAGAGCAGCGGUUGAACGCUCUGUUGCGGUCGGAGCGUCGACGCGAAGAGGAGCUCGCGUACGGCACGAGGUCGCGCCACCUCAAUUCACCAUCGUCGCCAGAACUAUCCCCUUCUCGAGCGCCGCGUAUCGCGCAGGGUACGCCGGCCGAGAAAGGCGCCAUUCCGUUUCCCCGCAGCUCGAGGGACAAAGAGCCACGAGAGAGGCACCACCGGCAACAAACAGGCGAGUCAACUGCCGGACCUCGGUCCCCGCCAGGACAGAGAGAGGCAGUCUACUCGGCGUUUGCGCCGGUGAAGCGGACCCCGUCGUCGAUAAGUACCAAGACGAUGCCGGAGAGGAGGUGGGCAGAGGACGCGACGCCGCCGCCGACGCGCGCCGGACCCCCGCCUCCAGCCAACAGGGACGUGGGUGCGCGCGGAACCAAGUUGAACGCAGAGACCGUCGUGCCAGGGAAUAGGACCUCGGUGUACUGCACGGACGCCCCCGCGACGGUCGGCCGGAAGGGCGCCAUUCGCCGCACGUCGAAGACCAGCAACCCACCCCUUCCCUCACCACAGCUCAACCACCUCUUCGGGCGGAGCGAGGACGCCCUUGUCGCAACAUCACCCCGCCCAACAGGGCUCCAGCGAUCCCACUCAGCAGCCACGCACAGCACGCUCCGGUCCCCGCGCGCCCCGCACCCUCCCUCCCCACUGCGCCCCAAACCCGUCGAGCCGCGCAACGUCCCGCACGACGUCCACGAGCGCGAGCGUAGGCAGUCUGUGAGCUCCGUCUGGUCGGACGACGAGAAGGAGCGGGUCGUCAUCGAUUACGGUGGGAUCGUUACGAAGAACUACCCGAUGGAGAUGGAGCCCCAGCAAGGGCAGGCGAGCAUGGACCUGCGGUACCCGCCAGUACCGCAGGUCGUGCGCCUCUCUGGGCCGGACCCGCAGCGCGCGUCGUCGUUCAAGGCCGAGGUCGGGCACGUCGCUGAGCCAGGCCCGAGUCGCGCGCGCCGCGCGGAGCCUGAGCCUCCUGUGCCUGGGGGAAGCACGCAGCGUGAGCGUGCUGGGCGGACGCGGGACGGGCGGGGGCCGACUUACAGGACGGAGGAGUUCUCGACUUUGACGCUGUUGUGGAACGACGUCGCGACGAAGAACGGGGUGCCGGUGCCCGUGGGCAAGAUGCCGGAGCUUCUUCCGAACGAGUGGCCUGUUCCGGAAACGGCGCCCCUGCGCGUGCAGAAGGAGUUCGAAGGGGAGGCGAGCAGGCUUCGGAGGAUUAUAGAGAGCCGGAGGUGA
Molecule: messenger RNA, 1575 nt
Organism: Trametes versicolor FP-101664 SS1
Lineage: Eukaryota; Fungi; Basidiomycota; Agaricomycetes; Polyporales; Polyporaceae
Exons: 2
Coding region: 1-1575 (524 amino acids)
Source: RefSeq, a predicted model, not a curated record